AUGGAGGCUUUUACAUGGUGUAAGGAAUUGUGGACGCCUAAAACCUUCAACAAGUUCAGUUUCUUAGUGAAUGUUUUUUGGAUCGCAGUUGGGAUAGUAUUGUUUGGAGUGUUUCUGGACAUGGAAAUCAACGAAUCGAGGUUUGACUUCCGCUGUGACGUGAACAAGAAUGCUAAAGUCGACAAGGACUUCGUUAGACAGAAGUGUUUCGUGGAAUACGAAAAGCUACACAACAAGCUGUCUGUUCCUCUUUACGGCUUUGUGAUUGUUAACUUCUCUCUUCCUUUUAUUGUUUGUGUGAUAUAUUCAAUACUUGCGAAACCAAGAGUAAAGAAACUUGAAAGCAGAAAUACAGAUGUUGAAGGGCAAGAUCAUCAAGCCAACACAACUCAAAGAAAACUCUUCAGACAAUACUGUUGUCAACUUGCCACUAGAUUUUGUCUCGGGAUUGUUUUUAUCCUCCUUUUAUUAAAUGAAGUAUUUUAUCCUCGUGAAUUUCCGUCAAACUUUAUGUGUAACUUGAUGAGAGAAGUCAAUCAAACCGCAGCAAAUGCAACUGGGAACUCAAUAACUCCAUCUUAUGAAUGCAUUAACCAGCGAGCUCAUAAGAAAACCUCCUGGAUGUAUGCCGUAAGUGGGGCGAAUGGAAUUCUUGCAGCUUUUCUUUUGAUUGAGUUUUUCAUUAUUUUUUCGCGUGCAAGAAAAAGGGGGAAACAGUUCAUGAAUAACUCACAGUUUUAUGCUGAUCAUCUUAAAUCGAAUUAUGAUCCCCAAGAUUCACAUCAAGAAAUACCUGUGUUGACUAUACCACAACAAGAAUUGCAAGAUACACAGGGGGAAGGAAAUCACGAAACAUUGGAACAAUUACAACGGGAACAUUUAACUCAGUUGCAAACUUGUUUUAAGUGUAUGAGGGAAAGUGUCUUAAAGAACACCGAGCGACUCAGAGACCUUUCGUCACCCUUCAAACCGAACCCGGGCGAAGGCGAUCAACCUGAAGAUCUUAAACUCGACCAAAUUUACACUAAAUUGAUUAUUCAUCCUGGAAGAGCCUAUUAUCACUUUCCUAAAAGCAGGCGAGAACAGCUAAAGGUGUACCCCAAACCAGAGGCAAAUUUACCACCAAAAGCACCCAGAGACAUUGUUGAUGAUCAGCACAAGAAUAUUCUUAUCGUUGGCCGCCCUGGAAUUGGCAAAACGCUGUUUUGCACGAAGUUUAUGCGCGAUUGGGCAAGUGACCGCUUAUUCGAUGAAGCGCAAAAUUCAGAAUUACGAUUUGACGUUGCUUUCCUCGUUAAAUUUAGAAGACUGAACUCUACUGCAAAGCUUAACCUUCGAGAGCUUUUGAAAAAAUCAGAAUUUUCAACACAUAUGAAUGAUGUGGUAUGGAACUACAUUCGUGAAAACCCAAGCAAAGUGCUUAUUAUUUUUGAUGGAAUUGACGAAUUCUCUGCAAGGAAAAAGUUACAAGGUGAUGACUUAAUUAUUUAUGACGACACUGUGGACGAAAGAAUGCCCUUACAUGCUUUGUACAAGAAAAUUGUGUUGGGAAAACUUCUUAAUGGAGCCACUGUUUUAACGACUACAAGACCUACUGCUACAUCAUUCACAAGAAGUUGUGAAUUCACCAGAGUAUUUGAAAUUAUUGGAUUUUCAUCAGAGCAAGUGGAAAAGUAUGUGGAAAACUCCACAGGCGAUGACAAAGAUGCAGGAAAAACGAUAUGGCAACAUAUCAGCAACAACCUUAACCUCCUUUCGUUAUGCUAUAUACCUGUUAACUGUUUCAUCAUUUGUUCGUGCCUGCUAUACAUGCUUCAGAAGUUUCGUUCCAAUUCCAUUCAUGGUUUGGCUAGCCUACCAACUAAACUAACCGACAUAUACAGCUUCGCCGUAAAGCUUGUAUUCUUCAAGCACAGUAACAAAUACCGCAAUGAAACUGAUGGUGAGGACGAAAUUUUCAAAAAAUUCGAUGAGCUGGCUGAAGACGUGAAAAGGGAUUUUAAGAAACUGGGAACAGUUGCUUUUAAAGGAAUUAAAGAAAGAAGAUUAACCUUUGAAUCUGACGAAGUUACGAACCUAGAGGAUUGUGGCCUACUUCAUCGAUUGCCUGAUUUAAAACCAGAGGCGAAGCGACCAUUCGAAAAACCCAAAGCUCAAUACUGUUUCCAACAUCUGACCAUCCAAGAGUUUUUUGCAGCAAAGCAUAUGACAGACAACAUGAAAGAAGCCGACUUGCGAGAAUUUGUUUCAAGUCACAUCAACGAAGAUGCAUGGCAAGUAGUGUUGCAGUUUGUGGCUGGGCUUCUCAGUGACCGAGAAGAACCACUGACCGAUAUUUUUACUAACCUUCUCCCAGUGAGGACAUAUGAGAUAAAAGACCCGGAACUGGAGCCAGGCAAAGUAACCUGUUGGCCAACUAAGGAAGACAAACAGUUAGCGAUUCAGUUAUGUUACUGUUUAUAUGAGAUCGAUGCAGAUGAUUCAGCCGUGCAAAACAAAGUAAGAGAGAUUGAUUUUAACGCUGUAGUUUUUUUGAAGUGUCAGCUAGGACCUGUUGAUUGUACUGCAAUAGUCAAUUUUCUUAAAAUGCAUAACGAAAUUUUCAUGAUUAACUUGGGUGGUAACGAGAUUAGCAGCCCUGGUUGUAAAGUAUUAAGCGAGUUUUUAGUGGGUGAGGAAUGGAAGCACAGUAAUUGCAAACUAAAGAGGUUAAACCUCAGCGAUAACAAAUUUACCGUACUUCCACAUUUCGUAAACCGAUUUCGAAACUUCCUAUCAUUAACGUGUGAUUUUUCGAAUCUGGAGACCCCUUUGUUAUAUUGGCUAUUUCCUCGUCUCAUAAACCGACUUGCUUUAAAGGACAGUAAUUGGAAACUAAACAGCUUAAACCUCGCCGGUAACGAAAUUACCGAUAAAGGAGUAAAGUAUUUGGCUGAAGCUUUGAAGGAUAGUGAUAAUGAUGAUUGCAAACUAAACCGCUUAAACCUCUACAGUAAUAAAUUUGCCGAUGAAGGAGUAAAGUAUUUGUCUGAAGCUUUGAAAAAUAGUAAUUGCAAACUAAACAGCUUAAAGCUCGACGGUAGGGAAAUUACCGAUGAAGGAGUAGAGAAUUUGGCUGAAGGUUUGAAGGAUAGUAAUUGCAAUCUAAACAGCUUAAACCUCUACAGUAACAAAUUUACCGAUAAAGGAGUAAAUUAUUUGGCUGAAGCUUUGAAGGAUAAUAAUUGCAAACUAAACAGCUUAAAGCUCGACAGUAACGAAAUUACCGAUGAAGGAGUUAAGUAUUUGGCUGAAGCUUUAAAGGAUAGUAAUUGCAAACUAAACAGGUUAAACCUCACCAAUAAGAAAUUAACCGAUGAAGGAGUAAAGUUUUUGGCUGAAGCUUUAAAGGACAGUAAUUGCAAACUAAAAAGCUUAAACCUCGCCGAUAACAAAAUUACCGAUAAAGGAGUAAAGUAUUUGGCUGAAGCUUUGAAGGAUAGUAAUUGCACACUAAAUAGCUUAGAUCUCUGUGGAAACGAUAUAACCGAUAAAGGAGAAGAGUAUUUGGCUGAAGCGUUAGAGCACAGUAAUUGCAAAGUUAAAAUCAAACCUCGCCUACCGUUACAAAUUAACCGAUGA
Messenger RNA from Porites evermanni, 3621 nucleotides. The record is from the annotation of a GenBank genome assembly. Lineage: Eukaryota; Metazoa; Cnidaria; Anthozoa; Scleractinia; Poritidae.